Molecule: messenger RNA, 663 nt
Organism: Paramecium tetraurelia
Lineage: Eukaryota; Ciliophora; Oligohymenophorea; Peniculida; Parameciidae
Exons: 2
Biological process (GO): regulation of DNA-templated transcription
Cellular component (GO): nucleus
Molecular function (GO): DNA-binding transcription factor activity, RNA polymerase II-specific; RNA polymerase II cis-regulatory region sequence-specific DNA binding
Source: RefSeq, a predicted model, not a curated record
AUGUAUAGAAGUUAGAGGUUGAGAAUGAAAUCAUAAAAUCAUUAAUCCAUUUCUCCUCCCAUCAUCAAAAGAAGGUUAAGAAAUAAGAAUGAGUACAGCGAAAUCAUAGAGCCCACCGAUAAAAAGAAAUAGCAUCUCUUAUAAGAUAUUGCAGCGACCAAAUAAAAGAGCUUAACCAAUUUCGCCUUGACAGUUACACCAAAAUAUGCUUAAGAGAGAGAUUAUGAUGAUGAUGAAGAUAUUCUAUUUCAUUCUAAAGGUAAAAAAAGACCUUGGUCAGAGUAAGAGGAUAAUUUGCUUAUCAAAUUAGUAUAAAUGCAUGGUCCACAGAAAUGGACAUUCAUUGCUGAGCAUUUACCAGGAAGAAUUGGCAAAUAAUGCAGAGAGCGUUGGCAUAAUCAUUUGAAUCCAUAAAUCAAAAAAUCCCAUUGGGGUGAUUAUGAGGAAUGGAUUCUCUUCUUAUCUCAUAGAGUGAUGGGUAAUAGAUGGGCUGAAAUGGCUAAAUAAUUAAUUGGGCGAACAGAUAAUUCCAUUAAAAAUCAUUGGAAUUCAGCUAUGAAAAAACGUAUCCCUGAAGAUGGAGGAGAGAUUGAAGGAUAUUCGCAAAAGAGGAGGUAAAUUGAUAUAAAUAAUUUUGAGGCAUGUCCAAUUCUGAAUUAAUGA